Ctenocephalides felis (cat flea) is the source of this 742-nucleotide messenger RNA. Its product is annotated as structural maintenance of chromosomes protein 5-like. The record is from RefSeq and is a predicted model, not a curated record. NCBI's taxonomy places the organism in Eukaryota, Metazoa, Arthropoda, Insecta, Siphonaptera, Pulicidae. Gene Ontology annotation, cellular component: Smc5-Smc6 complex. Gene Ontology annotation, molecular function: ATP binding; ATP hydrolysis activity. Bases 50 to 742 code for a protein of 230 amino acids. Gene Ontology annotation, biological process: double-strand break repair via homologous recombination. The transcript is spliced from 4 exons.
UUUAGCUCCAGAUGAUGAGAAUUUUCCUAAUAAAAAUAAAUUUAAUAAAAUGCCAACAGAAAUUGAUGUUUUAGAAGAUAUGAUUGAGGAACAACAAAGCCGUGCGGAUAUGUUGAAUGUAGGAGACGGUAAUGAUUAUCAAGACUAUCAUCAAAGAAGGGAACUCAUUGGAAGUACAUCUGAAACUUUAGAAAGAAAUACGGCUCUGAUACAGGACAAUAUCAGACAAUCGAAUGAAUUGGGAAAAGUGUGGAAAGAAAAUAUUACAAGUUUGAUAGAGAAAAUUGGAACUAAUUUUGGUAGAUAUAUGAAUCAUUUGCAGUGUGCUGGCGAUGUUACUUUGAUCUCUCCUGCUGAUCCGGAUGACUAUAAAGAAUAUGGUGUAAGUAUUAAGGUUCGAUUUCGAGGCGCCGAAGUAAUGCAAGAACUAAAUCGGUAUACUCAAUCUGGAGGAGAACGGGCUGUUGCCACAGCCAUUUAUUUAUUAUCACUUCAGGAAUUAACGACCGUUCCAUUUCGAUGUGUAGAUGAAAUUAAUCAAGGAAUGGAUCCCAUAAAUGAAAGAAGAGUCUUUGAAUUACUCACAAAAGUAACUAACAAACAAAAUGUUGCACAGUACUUUUUACUCACCCCAAAGCUUCUUCCAGGACUGCCUUAUACUCCAAACAUUGCAGUUCAUUGCAUUUAUAGUGGGGCUAUGAGAAUUGAAAACAAGAGAAUUUGUAGAAAUAUUACUGAUUAA